AUGGCGUUUGACAAAGACACAGUGUUUCCUCGCCUAUACCAUCUCGAGUCCUCCUCAUCGCUCCGCGUCCUUUGGGCACUGGAGGAACUAAAUGAGACCAAGGGCCUGGAAUAUUCGAUAAAGAAAAUCCCUCGAAGCAUGAAUGCGUAUCCCACAAAAGAAGCGCACCCUACAGGCAAAGCCCCCAUCCUGUGCAUUGGACCCAAACCAGAGGAAGCCCUGGCCGAGGCCGGUCAUAUUCUGGCGUAUCUUGCAAACACGUAUGCCGAGGGGAUGUGGGCGCCGGACAAGGAAGACCAGGAUCGAGAUGCAUUCUUUGAGCGGUUUGCAAAUGCUUCGGUUCUCCACAAGACGGACGCCUUGCUCAUCUUGGAAGUGCCAGCCCAGGUUUAUCCGUUGUUUCUUGGAUAUUUGGGCUACUUCUGGUAUUUACCCAUGAUAAGGCGAUUCAAGUCAGACUUGAAGACACUUUACCAGUUCAUGGAAGACAGCUUGUCAGACGAAAAGCCAUGGUUCGCUGGGAAACGACGCGGUCUGGCGGAUUUUAACGCCAUCUGGGCCAUGGACAUCGGAUCUCAAAGAGGCUAUUUUGAUGGCAAAGCCUUCCCCAAGCUGCAGAAUUGGCUCGACAGAGUGCAUGCUCUCCCUGCGUAUCAGAGAGCAUUGGAGAAGGGAGGCAAGUUUAAUGUAAAGAGUUUCUGA
Molecule: messenger RNA, 702 nt
Organism: Exophiala mesophila
Lineage: Eukaryota; Fungi; Ascomycota; Eurotiomycetes; Chaetothyriales; Herpotrichiellaceae
Exons: 2
Coding region: 1-702 (233 amino acids)
Source: RefSeq, a predicted model, not a curated record